CUCACAGUCACGUUGUUCCGGUGUUCGAGAUAGUCGCCGUCUGCAAUACUGAAGAUGACAACACAAAGAAGAAGAAGAUCGGCUCCCAGCUGUAUCCACAUGCAUUCACAGUUUCCUACGUGGGGAGGACGCGGCAGCACCAGUGGAGCUGUAGUGACGUCACCUUCCACUGCGCCGAUCUGACGCUCUGUGAGCAGUGGGUCCAAGUUAUCAAUGAGCAGUUGUCACUACUCACCAACCGGCCGAGGAGCCUCCUGGUUUACAUCAAUCCCUUUAGCGGAAAGCAGCGCGGGACGCGGAUUUACGAGCAGAAGGUGGCUCCACUCUUUCGCCGCGCCUGCAUCUCGGCCGAUGUGAUUGUUACAGAGCGUGCCAAUCAUGCCAGGGACCACUUGAAAACAGAGGCCAGUCUGGACAAAUAUGACGGGGUGGUGUGUGUGGGUGGAGAUGGCAUGUUCAGUGAGAUCCUGCACGGGUUGGUCACCAGGACCCAGACUGACCAUGGCGUGGACCAGAACCAACCAGAUGCUGAGCUGGUGCCGUGUUCUCUGCGCAUAGGGAUCAUUCCUGCAGGGUCCACCGAUUGCAUCUGCUUUGCCACAGUGGGAACCAACGACCCAGUUACUUCUGCUCUACACAUCAUUGUGGGUGACACUCAGCCGAUGGACGUGUGCUCGGUUCUCCACGACGACGCCUUCCUCAGAUACUCGGUCUCGUUGCUCGGCUACGGUUUCUACGGAGACCUGCUGACAGACAGCGAGAGGAAGAGGUGGCUGGGUACCGCCAGAUACGACCUGUCAGGGGUGAAAACUUUCCUGAGCCACAAAUGCUACGAAGGCACCGUCUCAUUCCUCCCCGCCGGGGACGAGGUGGGGAACCCGAGGGACAAGCUGCUGUGUCGAUCCGGGUGCCACGUGUGUCAGCACAAGGCCUCGUCAAACGACAACCGGCGGGAGAUGUCAGCGGCGAAGGAAAAGUCUGGUGAAGAUGACGACAGUGGUUUGGGUGUGAUCCGUGGAAAGUUCAUCGCCAUUAACGCCGCCAGUAUGAGCUGCGCAUGUCCCCGCAGCCCACAGGGCCUGUCGCCGUACGCCCACCUGGCCGACGGGACCACCGACCUCAUCCUGAUCAGGAAGUGUUCCCGCUGGGACUUCCUCAGACACCUUCUCCGACACACCAACAAGGACGACCAGUUUGACCACUCCUUCGUGGAGGUCUACCGCGUGAAGGCGUUUCGCUUCCUGCCGCAGGACCAGGAGCUGGUUUCACUCGAGGACCAGAGCGAGACGCAGUUAGAGAAGACUGGCUCCGGUCCCAUCUGCUCCGUCCAAACAACCUCCCACAGCAAAGCCCACAGCAGCUGGUGCUGCGACGGGGAGAUCCUGCCUCACGCCGCCAUCCAAGUCAGUGUCCAGUGCCAGCUGAUCAUGCUGUUUGCCCGUGGUAUCGAGGAGCAGCAGGAGUGUGUUUCUGAAGACCCCUGCACACUGUGGGAUCCAGAGCCAAACACACACUGAGUGAGUGGACUGAGAGCUGGAUGGGCCACUAGAAAACACAAACUUGGCAAAAGUUUUCCUGGAAACUGCACAUCACAUAAGUGUAAACUCCAGAUGUUGGCAUCCAGGUCUCUCUUUCUGUGCGUCUGCCUGAGGGAAACGUGCACUAUCUGCACAAGAAGUGAAAGAAAGAUUUAAAAUAACUAACUCCAGAAAAAAGAUGGAAAACUGCAACUACCAGCCAUAAGAAAAUGAAAGAUGGAGAUCCAAAGAGACUGUGUGGAUGUUCAGACGGCCACAUGAAACAGAGCUGACCUGGCCUGAGCUGGACUCAUGGACUCACAGCAAUCAGACAAAGGUUUCCACGCUGCCAUGAAGGAGAAGGCAAAUAGGAUAUCUCCCUACACACAGAGGAGGGACAGCCAAGGAGAUACAGCUUUGUGAGAAGGAUGAAUUAAACAAAUACCUGUGAAGUACACUGAUAAUAUGAAAAGACUUAAAAUGCCUGGGCUGCACCAAAAAAGACCCACGCAUGCAAUCUGCUGGUCCUUUUUGGGACAGAAAAUAUUUCAUUUUCUUUUCACCCAGGUGAAAUCCGAUUCGAGCCAGGGGCACUAAUGAAAAGAACUGAAUACCCUGCUAAUACACUAACAGGACCCCGGUGGCUUCUGGGUAAUAAGGCAAAGUGGUUGCUAAGUGAUUCACUGGGUCUCAGCACUGCUGCGCUGCACCUGUGGCUCCGAGCUCUGCUCCCCUCUGGCUGAGAAACUACCGGCAGUUCAGUCAUCGCCUGGGAUCAGCCAGAACUAUACGUUGAUAAAGUUAGGAGAGAUAAUCUAUUGUACGGCUCUGAAAUUAGCAGGUCAAGCUGGUCUUGAUGUGUCUAUAGACAGGUUCCUGCAGAAGGACAGCGGCAGCUUUAAUUAUUCCUGUUGCUGCUUCAAUAAAACUACAUAGAACUGCCUCUAUGAUAAUAUCUAAACAAAAUGAAAGGUGUGUGUAUGUGUGUGUGAGUGUCCGAACGGUUUUAGGGUUAGGGUUAGAAGGAGGGUAAGAGGAAGGGUUAGGCAUUUAGUUGUGAUGUUUAAGGUUAAGGUAAGGGGCUAGGAAAUGCAUUAUGCCAGUGAGUGUCCUCACAACUAGAGAGAGACAAGUGUGUGUUUGUAUAUGUAUGGGUGAGUGUCUGUGUUUGCAAAGGUGCCAAUGUGAUGAGUUUGUUUUAUCACAAUUAGCCUCAUGACUGCUAUUUUGCAGAUGCUCUCUCACUGCAGCCAACACACUGCUAAAACAAGUAUCUAGACAGGCACACAAACACACACACACAGUUUCUCUUAUCCGCACACACACACACACUCUUUAACUUUUAACACCAUAAAAGCUCUGUCCGCUCUUUGAAUCCUCUCAAGUUUAGUUAAUACUCACUCUGAAUGUCUGUGAUGCUUCACCUUCAGCACUGGCUUUUGACAAUCUGCACUUUGAGGCUCAAAUGCUUUUAAGUCCACAUACAAACAUGUGCUUACAGCGAGGAUUGUUUGAGAAUUUUAGCAAUUAGUGACGGACAAUGCAAAAGCUGAAAAAAGUCCAGAUGAAAAUUGGAAGUUUCUUCGUUCUGCGUGCAGGAUUUAUUGCCAUCUAGUGUUACUGUGGAUAUUACGACCAAUUAAACCAGCCUUGCCUCAUGGCCCCCUUCAAGAGUGUAGGAGAACAAGUGAUGGCUACACAGCAAGUGCUAACAUGUGAAAGGUCCUCUUGAGAGCCGGUGUCUGGUUUGUCCUUUCUGCCAUUUUAAGCCAACAAAAACACAACAAUUCCGCUCGGCUAGCUAACAUUGGCUCUAUUACAUGUCCUGACAUUAUACAAAUUUGGCUAACAUUAGCCCAGCCAUAAUACGACGACAAUCUUGUAUCACAACUCAAAGUAACUAAUAUUUGGUUUUACUUUAUGUGGAUUAAAAGUCGUUGAUGAGGAACACCCAGGUUCACAAAGCUCAAACGUCAAGAAUAUAAUAAACGCUGAUUUCUUAGCAGGAGAUAAUUUGCAUUUCAGCUUGACAAGUUUUUUAAUUUAAACUUGUUGUGCUCCCCGUAUUUGUGAAAACACAUAAAUGAAACUGUGAUGUGAGCAGAUACUGUGAUGUAAGUAGAUUUGACCUAUUUUAUGAAAAUGCUUAAUAAAGUGCCUCUGAAGUGCG
This is a messenger RNA of Limanda limanda (common dab), 3687 nucleotides long. It is a transcript of the gene cerk, whose product is annotated as ceramide kinase. The record is from RefSeq and is a predicted model, not a curated record. Lineage: Eukaryota; Metazoa; Chordata; Actinopteri; Pleuronectiformes; Pleuronectidae. Gene Ontology annotation, molecular function: kinase activity.